AUGAACACAAGUACAGAUCCAAUUGUGAGCACCAACCAAAAGAUAAGAGUGAGGUGGCAGAAAGUUAAGGAAGCUUAUGAAGCAGCGAGGAUGGAACGACCCCAUCUGAUCCCACGAAGAACCGCCGACAUGCUUAAAUGUCGUUGGGAUAGAGUUGCUCUAGCAUGUUUGAAGUGGUCUGGAAGUUAUGAUGAGGCUCUUAGGAGGAAGAAGAGUGGCACGACAGACAAAGAUUAUAACAAGUGGAAGCAAGUGGUAAAAACUAAUCAAAAAAAACAAUUGGAUCAACAACCAACUGGUGAUGUUAGUAGUAAAAGUAGUGGGAAAAGAUCAAGGACGGAAGAAGAUUCUGAAACACCAACAAGUGAAGCUCAAGGAGGAUCAUCCACUCGCCCCGAGGGUGUGAAGAAGGCUAAGGCUCGCAUGACUGGGAAAAUGGUUGCAGAUCAAUCAAUUCAAGCUUUGAGUGCAUUUGGAGAGAAAUAUCAAAUGAAUUGGGAGAUCUAUAAAUCAUUAAGAAAAAAGGAAACUCUUCAGUCAUGGGAAGCUGAUAUGAUGGUUCAACUUGGACAAUACCUUCAGAAUUACAAUCGUCAGUAG
Messenger RNA from Amaranthus tricolor (Joseph's coat), 600 nucleotides. RefSeq lists its product as uncharacterized. The record is from RefSeq and is a predicted model, not a curated record. Bases 1 to 600 code for a protein of 199 amino acids. NCBI's taxonomy places the organism in Eukaryota, Viridiplantae, Streptophyta, Magnoliopsida, Caryophyllales, Amaranthaceae. The transcript has 3 exons.